CCGAGUCUCUACGACGUUCCUUGGCCGAGAUGGAUUUUUUUUUUUUCGAAAUUUUCAACAAAGGCUCUUCUGGAGUUUGGCCUCAAUAUCUUUUGCGCGUGACAAUCUGUUUAAAAAGGCUCAUAUUCACGGCUCUAUAAACGGAAAAAUCAAAAUAGACUGAAAAGUGAAGCGCUUGACUUUCGGGUCUAAAUAGACUGGAAAUUCAAUUCGCUUCACUUUUGGGUCUAUUAUCGUUUUAGACCAUAAAGUCAACCCGCUUCACUUUUCAGUCUAAAUCGGAAGCAGUGCUCCGCCCCUUUUGCCAGGACUAUAUAACCCCGUCCCUCUGGAGCUCCCCCAUUCUUCAAAUAUCCUAAGUACAGUCAUGACGUCCCGUUGUGCCAUUUGUAACAAAGACUACUCACAGCUGAGUCAGCACCUCAAGGUGACUCACGCUGUGAGGAAUUUGGAAGAACGACGCCUCCUUCUCGCGCUCGAGUCUGGCAGGGUCAACGUCCGUAAAGGACGUUGCCCUGUCCCUGGGUGCGAGAAGGAGGUCAUGCGCAUGGACCGGCACCUCCAGGGGCACUCCGAGCUAACUGCCAAGGCUCGCCGGCUGGCCUUUGCGAGGUGCAAGAAAGCAAAGAUCGUCGCACAGCUUGCCGCCCUCAGAGCGACCAACCCGCCGGUGGCCAUGGUCUCCACCCUCGACCUGCAGGUGGAAGGAGAGCAGGCCGAGGGGGAGGCACCGAAGCCCCCCGGCGAGGAAGAGGAUGACGAACCGCAGGACUGCGGCUCUGAGGCGUGCAGGAGGCGUCGCCUCAGACACAAGAGGCAAGUGGCGGACCUCAACGCCCAGAUUGACACGCUCUCGUCCACAUUACAAGAGGUGACCCGCCGGUGCAAGAAGCUCUUGCGCCAGCGGGGCCAGAAGCCUUCUCAGCGGCUGAGGGGGGUGACAAAGAAGCUCCUGGAAGCUCUCCAGGAGCCUGAGGAGGAGCAGGCACCCUUGUCGCCUCCCUCAGCCUUCGCAGCGGGCACGCCCGGUCCGUCCUCCGCCGCGCCUGAAGUCCCGGAAGAGGACGAAAGCGAGAUGCCCCACUUCCCCGACCACGUGUCCGCUCUGAACGAUUUCCUGGAGGAGUACAGGAAGCACCAGGAGGGCCCCAAUCCCUCCAGGAAAUUGAAAGAGAACGUGGGGGGCAAGAUCUUUCGAAUCCGGGCCUUCAUCGCAUUCAUGGCGGCGGGGAAGAGCCGGCUCUCGUCCCUGGAGUUCCUGAAUGACACUGAUAAAAUCCGGAAGUGGGUGACUAGCCUCAGGGCCAUCAAGGCGGCGGAGACCACCGUGGGACAUUAUCUAAAGAAUGUGGCUCAGUUUUUAGAUUAUUUGUCUGAGACCCCACCGCCGUCCUCCCGCCUGUCGUACAAGGCCAUGCUGGCCAUCCGGCAUGAGGCGCGGUGUGACGAUGCACCAGAUUGGGGUGAAGCAGGCCAAGGAGGGCCAGCUGAUCCCCAAGAAGGUGCUUCGUAAGUGCCGCGCCGAGUGCCUAAGACUAAUCCCGGGGAUCCUGGAUCAACUUGAGGAGGACUUGAGCCAAAAGACGCAGUUCGUGCUGUACGGACACCUGACGGCCUACUUCGCCUCUAUCUACGGCCACAGACUGGGCGUAUUUCAGAAUAUGACCAUUAAAGAGGUGGAGAAGGCCGUCA
Molecule: messenger RNA, 1692 nt
Organism: Misgurnus anguillicaudatus (oriental weatherfish)
Lineage: Eukaryota; Metazoa; Chordata; Actinopteri; Cypriniformes; Cobitidae
Source: RefSeq, a predicted model, not a curated record